UUUGAGUUUUACCAACCUUCUUACAAUAAGAUGGAACUGUGUAGCUGUGCCGUCUCUGGGGUGGGGGUAUAGGUGAAAUGGAAAAAAAAUAUCAGAUAUUUAGAAGAAAAGUUUCUGUGGGAGGAAGGAGGGUGUGCUGGGAACAGUGGCUAUCCUCUGAAAAAAAGAAACAUGCUCCUACAUGAGCUUGGAGCAUCUCAGGUUGGCAAAAAAAUCAGUCGUGCAGAUAAACCCACAAAAGUUACUAGCUUGCAAAACAACAAUAAUAAAUGCUGGCCUUGUAAGAGGCUAGUAGCCUGAGUUUCUUUGGUGGUUGUGGAACAGGAAGCAUGGAAAUGAAGACCACACUCUCUUAGCAGGCUACUCCAAAAAAGAAAAUAAAAAUGCAUUCUACCAAGUGAACUGGUGGAGGCAGGACAAAGUGACCCAUAGCAACCACCCCAGCCUCCACCAACUCACAAUAUUUUCAUGCUGGCUGUGAAAAGGGUACUUCCUGUUUCUACAUUACAAGUCUGGGAACCAAGCUGUUUCAGAGGCAGGCUACUGUAGUGGUCCUUCUUUCUUACACCCCUUCACUCACUCACCUGCAUGGAAUUCUUGGUUGCCUAUAGCUAGCAGGUAAGUUUGUUUGUUUUGUUCAUUUUAUUUUUAUCCUGCCCUUCAUCUAUCAAGAACUCUGGGUAGUUUGCAACAGCCAAAUCCACAAAAACCAAAAACCAUAAUCACAGCAUUAUGAAUGUAGAAGUUACAUGUGUUUUAUUUAUUUUUAGAUAGUGCUGAUUCUAAUCUUUUAAAUAAAUACCUUUUAAAACUUUUGCUAUUGCUCAUUUUAAUGUUUUUAUAUUGUUGAUAAACUGCAUAGAGUUUGGGGUUGUGUUUUUACAUUCAAGCAGUAUAUACAUUUUGUUAAAUAAAAACCCAGUGAAGGCCAGGGAGAAAAAAUAUUAAUAGUACCUGUGGUAGUAGUACUAAUGCCUAAACUUUAUCUCCCCAAAGCCUGAAUGAAUAAAAACAACUAAAGUUGGUAAUCGAAAUAUUUCCCAUAAGGGUAAUAGCCACACUUCCCAAAGCAGGGCAACAUGCAGAAGGGCAACAGCUCAUUGGUGGAGCAUCAGUAGAGUUCUCUGAUCACUCCAUCUCAAGGAUAACAUAGAGCUGUGAAAGUUAUAGAAAAAGGGAAACCAGCGUGAUCUAGAGGCUGAAGGACUUUCCUUGCCACAAAUAGCCAAAACAUAUGGGGCUUUUUAAUUCAGGGGGAAAGACAACAUGAGGAGAGCAUAUCAUUUUAUAAGAACGAUGCAUGGUUUGGCAUAGUGAGGGAAGUCUACUGCCUUCAAGCUCUGCUUAUGGUCUAACUGGAAGCAAUUGGCUAGCUGCUGUUGGAAGGAGGGGGCUGAUCUGAUCAGUCUAGCAGGGCUCGUUUGAUGUUCUUAGGAUGAUCUCCUGUGUAAAAUUUUAGCACACUUUAGAAUGAUACUGUGUGUAGAUAAGUGAAUUUUAGGGGAUGUGGCUUACAAACUCUCUCCCAUGCUUUGAUCCCACUAGGCAGUGAUUCCCAUGACUCAUAAAGCCUGUUAAUUUGCAUGUUACCGUGGUUUCUUUUGCAUGUCACUUCUACAGUAGCUAAUCUUCUAGGAGUUGACAAGCUGCGUCUCCUGAUGUUGGGGAAACAGGACCAUUCUCGAGUGUAGCCUGCAGUGGGGCAGUUAGCUCCCUUCAGCUCCAGCCAGAAUGAGCAGUGGUCAGGAAUGAUGAGAGUUUACUCCAAGAUCUGCCAAUCUGCUAUUGGGCAAUUGGCAGACACCUGCUCUCCCCUCUCCGACUCGCUGCCAGGAAACAGCACGGCUGCUGUGGUCGUGCUUUGGAUGAUCACAGAAAACAUGAAAACUCCACGCUGUCGCUACACUCGUCUGCCCAACCUGCUGGAAGAAGCCCUGUCUUCAGAACCUGAGGAGUCUACUGAACCAGAGAAUCCAGUCUGGACAAGCACAGAAUUUCAUGAGCCUGUGCUAAAUGGGCAAAGCAACAUCCUGCACUUAGAAGAAAUCCAGAAGCUUGCACCACACCUCCCUCUACGAGUGACUGGACACCCAUGGAACCUCAUCUACUGUACAGCAAGGGAUGGAUUUAGCCUGAAGACUAUGUACCGAAGCAUGAGUGAUUUAGCCUCUCCAGUGUUGUUGAUUAUCAGAGACACUGAAGGCCAGAUAUUUGGAGCCUUUUCUUCUACAGCCAUCCAUGUCAGCAGCUGCUUCUACGGCAAUGGAGAAACAUUUCUCUUUUCCUUCACCCCACAACUUAAGGUAUUUAAGUGGACAGGUAAAAACACCUUCUUCAUGAAAGGAGAUGCAGACUCCCUAGCAAUUGGUGGAGGCAGGUAUGUGACUGUGAAAGAUGUUAGUGGGCGGAAAUGGAUUUGUUGUGAAGGGAAGGGGUGCUGCAAUGCAGUCCCAGUCAGAUUAUUAACUUUUGAGGAUGGUCUCACCAUCAGCAGCCCUUUCUGGAGUCUGGGUCCCUCCGCUACUGAAUCAGUGGUACAAGUAAAACAAAUGCCAUCACAGUUCAUCUAGAACAGGUUAUUCCUCAGAAUGUGAGUCACGGUGAAAAGUAUUUUUACUUUUUUCUCUUUUAAAUUUACCACUAUCCACCCCUCACUUAUUUCUAGGUUUCAUGACAUCAAACUGAAGGUUCCUCUCUCCUGUACUUCUUCAGCCAUUAUGAUUUGAGAUACCGAUUACAAAAAGCCCAAUGGUAUUUUUGUGUGUGUCCUUUGAGUGGACAUAGCUGUCUAGCUUUAUUUAGUACACAUUAUCAUCUUGCUCUGCGUCAAGAUCUUCCAAGUUACUGUGGACUCUUUUGUAUACAUGUUGGGAAAAGAUGGUUAAUCAUUGCAGUGGAAAACCAGUUUGGCUGUAUAUAGUUCCAAAGCAUCUAAAUGUAUAAAUAGAAACUGUGGCAAAAUGGUGAGCUCAUUGUAAACCCUUUCAGAGCAGGGGAAAGAAUUUGAGUAGAAAGGAAGCAAUGAGCCCUCUAAUCUGGCUCUCACUACAACCCUUCUUCAAUCAGCCCAGGCAGCAGAAAGCACGUGCACGUGAGAUACCUACAGAGCUGUUGACUCAAAUGAGCCAAACCACACUGUAUUUCUUAUGGAUCAGAAGCUUCUUGUGUUCCUCAUUCUGCAGAAAGUUCAUCCCAUGUUUUGCCU
Molecule: messenger RNA, 3205 nt
Organism: Podarcis raffonei (Aeolian wall lizard)
Lineage: Eukaryota; Metazoa; Chordata; Lepidosauria; Squamata; Lacertidae
Gene: TLDC2
Product: TBC/LysM-associated domain containing 2
Exons: 7
Coding region: 1749-2570 (273 amino acids)
Biological process (GO): response to oxidative stress
Cellular component (GO): nucleus
Source: RefSeq, a predicted model, not a curated record